CUCCGUCGCCCCCCUCCCCCUCCCUAAAAAAAAAAAAAAAUUAGCGCGAGCGAGAGAGGAGGGGGGGCUCGCGGCGAAAAAUAAAUAAAAUAAAGAAAACGGCAGGAGCGGCUCCAGCCGGCGGCGGCAGCGGCGGCGGCAGCAGGGCAGCGGCGGCGGCGGCAGCCGAGGCGGAGGCAGGCGGCAGGCAGGGUCCCCUCGCUCCCCGCUCGCCCCCGGCGCCCGGCCGGCCGCCUCCCCCCCGCCCCCCGCCUCUCUCCCCGGCAGCCCGCAGCGAGACGCGCCGCUCCCCAGCACUUUUUUGGGCCCGAGAUAUGGCAAUGGUAGUUAGCAGCUGGCGAGAUCCGCAGGAAGACGUGGCCGGGGGCACCCCGAGCGGCCCCAACCCCGCCGCGGCGCAGCCGGCCCGGGAGCAGCCGCCCCAGCAGCAGCAGGGGGGUUCGGCCGCCCCGCACACCCCGCAGACCCCCAGCCAGCCGGGACCCCCCUCCACGCCGGGCACGGCCGGGGACAAGGGAGCGGGCCAGCAAGGCUCGGGGCAGAGCCAGCAGCACAUCGAGUGCGUGGUGUGCGGGGACAAGUCCAGCGGCAAGCACUACGGCCAGUUCACCUGCGAGGGCUGCAAAAGUUUCUUCAAGAGGAGCGUCCGCAGGAACUUAACUUACACAUGCCGCGCCAACAGGAACUGUCCCAUCGACCAGCACCACCGCAACCAGUGCCAGUACUGCCGCCUCAAGAAGUGCCUCAAAGUGGGCAUGAGGCGGGAAGGUGAAUAUUUCUUCCCUACUAUGCUAUCGCUCCCCUCUCCCCGCGGCUCUGCGAGGCGUGCGUGUGCCAGGGCUCUCCGUCUGUGUGUCUCUCUGCCUGUGCAUACGCGCACACACGCGCACCUAUAUGCGUAUACAUAUAUAUACAGGCGCGCACACGCGUGCGGAUACCGACAGCGAUAUAGAGAUUUAUAUAUAUAUAUAUAUACACGUAUAUAUGUGUACGGCUCUCCGCGGCGAUCUAGGUCUCUCUGUAUUUCCGUGCACAUGUCAAUCUCUCCCUCUGCCUGCACUCCAUCUGGCAGCUUUGCGCCAGGUUUUGUUGUUAUUGUUGAUGGUGGUUGGUGGUGUUUUUUGGCUGAGCUGUCAAGGCCUAGGAAGAGGGAGCGGGAGGCACGGCUCAAUGCCGUCGGUGACCUCGCCUUGCAGGGGCUGUGCGGCAGACCCUCCACCAAGGCUGAUGGGCCCGUCAUGCUGGCCUACCCUUUUUUGACACACCUUUUCCCAUCAGCUGGAGUUUCUGCCAAGUUCACACCUUGCUGCUUGCUCUUAGGCACCGUGGGCAUGGAUUGA
Messenger RNA from Harpia harpyja (harpy eagle), 1340 nucleotides. RefSeq names its product nuclear receptor subfamily 2 group F member 1 (gene NR2F1). Gene Ontology annotation, molecular function: nuclear receptor activity; zinc ion binding; RNA polymerase II cis-regulatory region sequence-specific DNA binding. The record is from RefSeq and is a predicted model, not a curated record. Lineage: Eukaryota; Metazoa; Chordata; Aves; Accipitriformes; Accipitridae. Gene Ontology annotation, biological process: negative regulation of transcription by RNA polymerase II; cell differentiation; anatomical structure development.